This is a messenger RNA of Paramuricea clavata, 13517 nucleotides long. The record is from the annotation of a GenBank genome assembly. NCBI's taxonomy places the organism in Eukaryota, Metazoa, Cnidaria, Anthozoa, Malacalcyonacea, Plexauridae.
UACUAAACUAGGCUUGGAGAGAUGACAGAUGGUUGUUGGUGACCGAUAUAUUCACGAUAAACAUCGUUCACAGCAUUUUGAAUUAUUUUUAAUUUCAUUAUUUUAGACUCAGUAAUAAGAUGCUGCAGUUGAAAUUCUUUAUAUUCGUGGUUGUAUUUCUUCCUGUGAUUAAUAAUUUGAAGGUAUUUGUGCUAUUAUUAUUCUUUAUCAUAUGCAACAACAACAACAACAACAACAACAACAACAACAACACAACAGCAGCAACAACAGUAGCAACAACAGCAACAACAACAGCAACAACAACAACAGCAACAACAACAACAACAGCAGCAACGGCUGCAACAGCAACAACAGCAACAACAACAGUAACGACAACAGCAACAACAACAACAGCAGCAACAGCAGCAGCAACAGCAGCAACAACAACAACAACAACAACAGCAUCGACAACUGCAACAACAGCAGCGGCAACACCAUGCACCAGCAGCAGCAACACCAACAACAGCGACAGCGUCCAAAAGAGUUAUUUUUUUAGCGACAAACCGAGGAGCGAAACAAUUUUCAAACUCAAAACGUACACUACCAAAGUAAAAAAAGUCGGAAAAUCAACGCUAUCGAUACUAAACAUACGUAGUAAAAUACAGUGAAUUUACUUCAAUGGACUUAGUGCCAAGCCCGAAAUGUAUUUUUCUCCGACGAAAAUGCGAAAAAACGAAUAUAAACAUUGAAAAACACUGGCCAGUACCACAUGUUUUGAUUCAAAUGAUCCACGUUAUUCAGAUACGUCUUCGAAAAUAUACGUAUAUAAAUACUACAAUGUGCAAAUUGUCCUUAAACAUUAAAUUUUAAAAAAGACCUUAAUUAUGACAGUUUAUAUAUAUAAGGAUAUUCCUGGGCUCAAAAUAAUUUGAUCAAAAUUGUUUUUAUAAAUGCUGUAAUGAACAAAUUGUUUUUCGGCAACUAAAAUUUGUAGUUAAUUCAGGUCUGUCAAAAAGCAUUUUUCAAGCAUGUCCAUGCUGUAAAACGAAUCGGAAAACAAAUAUUUUUACUUAGUUUACCUUCUGUUGUCUUGUUGAGUAGAAAAGCAUCGAUUGCAACGAAACUAAAAGCUAUUUAUCCAGCUUUUAUCGCGUCGUUUUAGGGGUUUGUCAGCCAUGCUUGCUUGCACUAAAGUAACAAAGAAGGUGGGAAAGGGUAUUUUCGUGAGCCAUGAAUGGUCAAUAUUUGUUCGUUUGAAAUAUGAAAUGCUUGAUUUUAGUGUCGUGAAAUGUGAUUUGUUGUACAGCCGCGAGGCGUGAUUGUCAAUAAAAAUGCUCCGUGCACGUGAAAUGUGAAUUAAGGAUGUCUGUUUCGUGAACUGUGAUUUUGCUUUGUUCAUUUCGAUCUAUUUUAUAAUAGUCAUAGUAAUAUACAUAAAAAUAUUAUUUGACUGUGAUUGGUUGAUUCAGUGCAAUUUUCUGUAAUCACAGUCUUUGAUGUGCAUGCAUGUUAUAUCCAAAUUGCACUCGAAACCAAGCUAUUAUCUAUACUAAUAGACAUAAUACGCGAUAAUAAUUUAUAUGAUCGAUCUCAUUCGAUUGCACAAGAGAAAAAAUUUCGGAGGUGGUCGGACGUACUCUACACUCACACUCACCCAACUCUCGUACCCGUAAAUAUUUUCCCUCGGCCUUCCGCAUCGGGCCACUUCUGAGACCUCGGGAAAAUAAUAUUAUUCAGUACGGACCUUGCAGUAGUCUCCUAUGCAAUUCGCCUUCCUAUUGUAUUCCAUUAGCCAAUAGCAUUCAAAUACACAAGACACGCCCACUUUGAAUGUCAACUGUAAAGUGUAAACAAGGAGCGUGCGAUAAUCGAAUAAUAAUACGGUAUAUACGUAUUUAAAUGGCCUUAAAUGUGAACAGAUUGAGUUUCCUGAUCAAUAGCAGUCGAAGUAGAAAAUAUUGAAUAUUUUUCCAACGAAUGUACGCGAUAGGUCGAAGGCUUAAAUGUAUAUAAAACUAUUCACUGGUAACACUUGUUUUGAACUUGACGCGAAUGCGUGACGGCAUGUAUUAUUAUUAAUAUAUACUAUUACAGUAACAAUAUAUAUAUAUCAUUAAUAAUUCAUGAAGAAAACACAAAAGAAAUCAUGGGCGUGAAGGAGUCUGUAUAUGUGAUACAGAUUCAUGUUGAUUUACAUAAACUUUAACUUUGAUUUUCUCGGCUUAGACAACGUUUAUUUUUAAAGUUACUUCGCCAAUGAACUCAUAAGAUGAGUCGUUUUCGGCUCGAGUUUGUAUAUCCGAUACAACACGGCCGCUCAUGUUGUAAAUAUAGUACUAAGUUUCCGAACGUUCAAUAUCAGAGCGACUUUUGUAAUUACGAUUUUAUUAAACUUUAUAAACUGGCUAGUCAUAUACAAACUUAGAAACCGAAAUAUUCAAUGAAUCAAUUCAGUAUUUUAUAUAGGCUGAAUUCUGUAGUCUUCAAUUAGUAUUUAUAAAUCUAUUAUCUACACCCGCAGUAAUGUGCACUGUAACUUUAUAACUUUGUCUUGACGUCUUUGUCCAGUAUAUUACCCGUGUUACAGUAACACCUGCAAACGCUUGUAAAGUAAUCAAAACAUCGCGAAAUAUUUUAGGUGAUAUUGUUCGAUUUUUCUACACUGUCUGUUCAAAACAAUAGCUCGACAAAUUCUAACAGAUUUUACAAUUGUUCCAUAUUGUAAAUUUGUAGACUGGUAUAUGUAUAACAAAUAUACCUCUCAGUUCUCACAUAUAAUCGGUUUAAGAUAUGAAUUCGUACAAAUGAAGAUAUAAAAUGUUCAAGAUUAAAUGUUUUGAAACUAUUAACGACCCAAGCCUCAAGGUCAAAGCCAAAGGUCAAGCCCCACAAUUUUCGUGGGUAAAGCUGUGAUUGGCUAAUUUUGAGGAAAGGAAUUCUUGGCCAAAGUAAGCAUAUCUUACGUGAGGGCUCAGCCCGCUAAGUAGGUAUGCGUAGGAGACUAACCUCGCAGCGGUAAAUAACAUAUAUAUACAGUAUAUUUUGAGCAAAUGUGUUUCCAAAAAUAUGGCACAAUCUCUCGUGCAUGAAACAACAUCGAAUUUAAUGUCCCAAAAUAUCGAACUCUUUGCAUAUACUUUAAUUAAUUUUUUCACGUUUUCAAACAGCUGCUUAAAGUUCGUAACUAUUAUGAUCCCGGAAACUGCGCAAAAGACAACCAUGGUGAACUUAUUUUGGUGAAAGAUCGCGAAAACAAGGAUGCUGUUGUGAUUUGUACUGAAGAUGAAGGAACACACAGUUGGAAAACAACAGAAGGUAUACCAUGUCAUGAUGACUUGAUGUCACUGUUCAAUUAAAAUUGUAAUUGUAUGUCAAAAUCAGGUUAAAAAUGGCAUUAAUCGCAAUAUACUUUUUUCAGUGAACUACUUUAAUAUGCAAAACAUUAAAAAUUCCCAUGCUUUUGGUUAUAGAGGCAAAAUCAGAGAUACCAACAUAUAUUUAUAAAUCGAUCUAAAUACUAGGGACCUUAUAUACCAUGUGGAACGGCAACGUGACGACGACGGCUAUUCAUACAAUGAUAUUCAUAAUAUGAAAAAAAUAUGAAUACUUUAUAUCCCACGGGAGUUUGAGAUGUCAUCCAUGGUCUGUUUACAACGGGAAACUACAGACUUUUACGUCUUGAAUAAAACGUCUGCAAAUUUCAAGACGCGAUAAUGUGAUACUCAGAAUUAGAACUUUCUCAACAAUAAAGCCACUAUUUCGAGCUAACCAAACAGUAUUAAAUUGAUACGAUCAAUAAUAGUCUACAAACUUUCUUCACAUUCAAUCGUUUAUUUCAAUGAUUUUAUUCUGGCCGUUGUCGUUGCGUUGCUGUCCUACAUCGUAAGGUCUCUAAUUCCUAGUGUGAAGCCCUAUAUUUGAAACAUUUUCGUGUUGUUAUUUAGUUAAUUUCAAAGAAAUCCGACCUUAAAAUAUCUUUUACAGGGCCGUCUGACAAAAUGUCCGACAACGUUGAGUUUGGGUCGGACAUAUGUCCGAUGACCUUCAGUUCAGUUUUGACUCGGAAAUAAGUCUGAAUGACACUACAAAUGAAUAAACGGUAAAUGUUGUAAAGAUAUUAAAUAAUUUGUUUCUUUCAUACUUAUUUCCAAGCCAAAAUUAACUUGCUUGCCAGAACAGCAGUAUUAAAAAAGACUUCGACAAUUUAAUUCGUUUUCCACUUCACCAUUUCGCUCGCGCGCCGCCCCGCGCUCGACUACGUUAAAACAACAUUUCCAGUUCACCUUUUAUACAAUAGUACUCUGAUUUUCCAUUUAACAUACAAGCCUCUAGUCCUGGGCUAGGGUACAUUUUGAUUUACGUCAGACAAAGCUACAGUUCGGUCGAACACCAAUACACUCGGGUUGGACAAACUGAUAAACCUCAGUUCCUCUCUACGUCGGACAAUUUCACGAAUGGGUCGGACAAUGUCCGUGACCGACCGAUAUUUUAAGGCCUGAAGAAAUAGAAUUUCGUCUCAAUAGAACUUUAUCAUCAACCAAUAUCAUUUAAAUGCGAAUGAGUGACUCGAUUAGAAAAAAGAGUAAGACAACUUCAAAUAAUUAUAUAUUUUAAUGUAAAUCUUUUUUUUAAUGUAUAUAUCAGGCAUAUUUUAGGUAUAUUUAAAAAAAUUUAAGUCAAUUUUCAAAGUAUCUUUCAUGUACACAUGUACCUUUUAUAAAGGCUCAAGACCACCUGGUGAAUAUUUCAAUCCUGGAUAUGACUGCUUGGAUAUCCUAACUAAAAACGAAAAGGCAAAGGACGGUUAUUAUUGGGUUGACUUUCAUCGCUCGGUUCCAUAUAAGGUUUGAUAACAAGGCAAUUAUUUCAGUAACUAAAAUCAGUAACUAAAAUCGGCUUAUGUAAUGUAUACAUAUGUAACUUCUAAACAUAAUAUUUUAACUAUUAUUAACAGCCUACUGACAUAUCAUCUAAUAUUUAGGCACCUCACCACACAUACAGGAUCUAUGCAGAACGUUUCUUGUAUAUAAUUAUGCUGAUUAUUGCUCUUAAAUAUAUACGAACCAAUGGACUUUACUCUUUAUUGCAUCUCUACCCAAUGGCCUCGUUUUCAUGUUAAUUAACCUGUUUUAGUUAGCAAGUUAUAUAUAUUCCCAUGUUUUGUCAGGAAUAUGUUUCUCUUUGAUCUUGAGCCUAAUCAGAAACCUUAACCCUAUUGUACAAGAAAGAUGGGGAAAUAGGCACGUGCAUGCAUGAAAACGAGGCCAUUGAGUCAAGGAUGUAAUAAACAGUGUAGUCCAUUAAGAGCUUUCACACCUUUUCGCUCGGUAGGUCGCAAAAUCUCGUCAACAAUCUGAUCCAUUGAGCGAAAAGAUAUGAAAGCUCUUAAUAGAGUACACUGUACAUUACACCCUUAAGGUAAUUCCGCAGUUUUGCAUUGCCCACUUUUACUGCGCACAUCUUAUAACUUAUAAUUUCAUCCAUUAUACGUACCGUUUAAAAAGAAUAUCAUUUUAUGACAAUUUUAUGUUACUUCAAAACAUCUUUGGUUACAUUCGUGCAAAGAAUUACGUUAAAAUCAAUGUUUUCAAAAAAGGCAUACAAAAGUGUAGCUAGGGUUUCCUGUGUCUGUAGUAUAUUUAUUUACUUGUAUUUCACGUUUUAAUGCCACAAUUCCCUAAAAAGAUCGGUGACCCCCGUUUUUUAACUGAUAAUUUAUUUCUUUAAUGCAUUUUACAUUUCAUAUCCGAAAUUAAAAGAAAUAUCAUUUCUGGAUCAGGCUUGAAAAAACACCUUUAUCAACGCAUGUUCUCAAAGAAAGAUAUGUAAAGAAAUGUGGAAAAAACGUUUGUGGAUCAGAAUUGUACACGUUAGUAGUUUCAUUUUGCUCAAAACACAAUAGUUUUUCAAAAAUAAUUACAAGAUAGGUUUACUAAAGCAAAAUCCGUGCUAAAAACGUCAAUAAAUAUCGGGCUGUUGUGAGUUUGCUGUUACUCGUAAUGAGCGUCAAUAUGGCGCCAUAUUGGGGCAAAGGUGGUAUAUUGUGAUUGUUAUAUCUUCUUAACGAGUUCGGUGACCCCGACUUUUUUGUGUGAUUUUAAUUAAGUAUAUCAUAAACUCCAUGCCUGGGAAGGUUCAGCACAUUCUCAUUUCGGGAACAAUUACGGCGGAAUUACCUUAAUUUCCUCAAUGGCCUUGUUUCAAUGUACAGUUUUUGCAUAUAUAAAUAUAAUAUAUAUUACACCAGAUCCAUCUCGAAUCCCCUUCAACAAUUGAACUCAUGCUUAGUCAGGAAACACAGUUUAACCACGGUCGCAUGGAAACCAUUGUAGGUGUGGUGUGACAUGAGCACAGAUGGUGGUGGAUAUAUGUUAAUGGGGCGAAUGAAUGAUAGUGUUACAUGAAUAUACCAUCAAGCAACACUACAGUAGAACCAUUCGAUGAUCCACAGUGGUCGAGCGCAUUUGGCGAUAUAUCCAUAUUGGAUUUUAGAGUGCAAGUUGCUGCUGAUAAAGAAUAUAAACAGAUCAAAGCACACUGGUAUGUUCUGGCAAAUUGAAUAUUCUCUCCAUGCUGAUUUAAAGCCGCAAUAAGAUAUAAUGCACAUGCGACUUUGGAAUUUUUAUUUUGUGUUAUAACAAAAAGUACAUAAUAUAUGGAUCGCAACGAAACGUUUACUGAAUUUCAAUAUACGCUAUCAUUUUUAUUAUAUUUUUCCAUAACGCAGCCAUCAUAUGCUCAGUAACCCGCUCCUACUAAAACAGAUCACUUCUUUGUCUCGAGUAGCUCACCUCCAUAAUAUUGUUAAAUUCAUAGCCUAUGUCGAAUUGCCAUUCGAAUUCUAUAAACUGCCCUUGUAAAUUUGGAAUCGAAGUGUCAAUUGCGUUUAAUGUUAAAUUAGACUUCAUUGAGCAUUCGUGUUUUUUUCAGGUCAUUUCGAUUCAAAAAUAAACGUCCAUUGAAAAAAUUAAUGAUGGUGAAUGAAGGAGGAUGUCCAUAUAAUCUACCAGGGAUUGGAGACAUUUCCUACGUGAAAAACUUGAUGACUGAAGAAAUUUCUUCAACCGACUUUUCAUGCUCAGUGUUUGGUGCUUACAGUCAUCCUUCAGCCAUGAUUGGCUGGGUAAGUUAACUAUACAGGGUGUAUCAAAAAAAACUGAACAGAUGUAAAAUUGCUCUCAAUUUCGCAAAACAGCUAUAUGUAGCUGGUUUUAUAUAUAUAUAGAUUCUUUGGGUACUUAUAAUGUAAAAUAAUGAAAAAAAUUUCUCGAACUUAAAUUUUGUGAACCAGGGGGGGUGUCUUUUCCAACAAACUAAAAAUGGCUCGCGCACAAAAUUUAAAAGCUGCAAUCAUAUUUUGAGUUAACAGAUGGAAAAUUUGUCGGGAUUUUAAUUACUGUACAAAAUUUCAGACAAUUUGGUUUAACAAUUUGGUUGACAAUUUAACUAUUCACGCAAAGUUACAAUUUUCCCGAAAAAUCAGCUAUUUGCAUGCUUAAUUAAUGCAUUUGCCUAAUUUGCAUAUGUCAGCAAUAUGCAAAUUAGGUAAAGGCAUUAAUUAAGCAUGCGAAAGGCUGACUUUUUAGAACAAAAUGAAUAGUUAAAGGGCUUAAACUAAACCAAAUUGUCUGAAAUUUUGUACAGUAAUUAAAAACCCGACAAAUUUUCAAUCUAUUAACUCAAAAUAUGAUUACAGCUUUUAAAUUUUGUGCGCGAGCCAUUUUUAGUUUGUUGGGAAGGACACACCCCCCUGGUUCACAAAAUUUAAGUUCGAGAAUUUUUUUUUAUUAUUUUACAUUAUAAGUACCCAAAGAAGCUAUAUAUAUAAAAAACCAGAUACAAAUAGGUUUUUGCGAAAUUGAGAGCAAUUUCAAAUCUGUUCAGUUUUUUUUGAUACACCCUGUAUAUAAAUAACUAUACAGUAAUUCAAGCAAUGCAAUAUCCCAGAGAUCAGUUCCAAUAAAAAUAUUGUUUUGUUUUUGAGUAAAUUGUCUUCCAAUAAUUUUGGCAGUGGGAAUUCUUACUAAUUUACCUAGCUGACGUACGUACGUGAGGCAAAGUGGCAAAUACGCGGCGGGAUCUUGGGCGUAUGAACGUACAUUUACAUUAUUUCAAGUAGUUCUAACGAAAGAAGGUGAAACAUUAAAUAUUUCCAGACUAAAACUCUAAGAAAUGCAGGAAAAUUCCAAUGUUUUUGGCGUGCCCAGGGUUUAAAGAGUGGCGAGCCAGACAUAUAGGCAUAGCAACACGUCAUGCUAUGAAAAUAUUUAAUGAUUUGCAUUAUUCAAACGUUUAGAAAUGUAUUGUCUUUAACCAAUAUUUAGAUGCAGGUUUAUUAGCAUAGCAUGACCAGUUGCUAUGGCUAUAGCUUCGUCCUGGGUUUAGGUAGUGCAUAACGAAAUCUAUAUCUCUGUGUUUAGACCAGAAUGAAUUCUUGCCUGCGAGAGGAAUGUCCGUAUGGAUUCGCCUAUCAUCACGUGAUUCCUAUUCAGGUUGACUUUUCUGGUGGAUUCAGGUGAUCUUUUUUAUUCAUUUUUGAAGCGAGUAGUAUUUAUUAGCAAGUUGUAUUGAACAGGCAAAAAAGGACACAUCACCAUGAAUUGGACGUACAUUUGCCCCAAUCGUUCAAAAUCCGCAUUAAUUACAUAAUAUUUGAAUUUCACAAACGACUUUUGGCAACAACAAACUUGCUCGAUUACGGCGAACAAGAAACACGGCCUUUUUGGCAAGUAUAAGGUCAUCAAAAAUGCCCUUCGGUCCACUUCGUCGCUUUGACACUGAAUUUGAGAUGUCUUCUUGCAUGCCGCCCGUCGACUGCCCAAAAGACCAAGACGAACAUUGAGAGGCGUUUGGAACCGGUUUGCUGCGAGCCAUAGCUAUAUAGCUUUAUAGACAGAAUGUUUAUCAAAUUAAAAACUGUAUAUAUAUAUAUAUAUAUAUAUAUAUAUAUAUAUAUAUAUAUAUAUAUAUAUAUAUAUAUAUAUAUAUAUAUAUAUAUAUAUAUAUAUAUAUAUAUAUAUAUAUAUAUAAGACUAGAUGAAGGUAUUCUUGAACAGAAAUUACGGUGAUCGUAUGACAAUAAUUGACAACUACUCUUGGCCUAUUUCUUGAUGAAUAUUUGAAUGAUUGCAUUUAUCUUGGUUUAAAAUCUAUUGAGAUGAAUAGAUAUAUUUAGUAAGUUUUGUUUUGUUAUUUACUGGAAUCUUUCUUGGACAGUUUUCUUGCUGCAAAUAACUCUGGAACGACUGAUGGCACUACGGCAUUUUUUGGAUGUGAUAAAGGAAAGGUAUAUUCUGCAAUUAGUUGGAGUCAUAUUAAGCUAAAUUAAAUAACUGCAUAUACAUAUGGUCACAUCUUACAAUUUGACCGAACACUUUUCAAUGUUGGUUGUCUAUAAACGAAUAUUUAUACAGGCAAGAUUACUUCAGUUCAACAAUGAGCUCGUUUUUCAAAACUUUAUAUAUGUACGAGAAAUAACUGUUCUAAAGGCCUUAAAUUUUCUUAAUAAGUACUAUUUAAAGCACGCGUAGGAGACGUGUUUUAUCACAUAUAAAACACGACGCGUAGCGGAGUGUUUUAUAUGUGAUAAAACACGACUACAAGUGCUUUAAAUAGCUUCAAAAACGACUCAUCUUAUACAAGUUCAUUGGCGAAGUAAUUUUUAAAAUAAACUUUGUCUAAACCGAGAAAAUCAAAGCUAAAGUUUAUGUAAAUUAACGUGAUUUUUAUCACAUAUAAAACCACGACACGCUUAUGAUUUUUCUUUGUGUUUUGCUCCUGAAUUUUUGAAUAUUAAUUAAAACCCAAAAAGUGUACAACAAGUUAUGAAAUCAGUAAAAUGUGUCCGUAAUUCCGGAUGUCAAAAUUAUAAAACGUGCUCCUCGAAUCGCAUGCGUUCUCGCAUGGCUCUCGCGCGUACUAGUACACGUAACGUAAAUUAUAAAAUAUAGAAAGAUACGUCUCAUUUUGGAACAACAUUACUGCCGAGCUAGUGAGAGACGACUCUUGUCAUAUAUGUAUUAGUAAAAAUGUGCUUGUUGAAUGCAAAUCUAUUUGUUUGGCUUCUGACUUUGCGACGAAAUUAUAUGCUGCAUGAUGGUACGUGUAUGAGCUAUAAUUAAGGUUACAGAACACCUUUGAGUGUUAAUUUUGCCUAAAUUUUUUUUAUUGGUUUCCAUGAAAGCAUUAGACUAGUUCUACUAUCUGACCAAGUUUGGACGAAAAAUGUUGAAAACUCGCAGUUAUUUAAUAAAAUACAUUUCGCUUGCAAUAAGAAAAACAUUGAAAAUGUAAUAUUCAAAUUUAAUUUUCUCCCAAAGAAUUUUACGGCAAUUACUGAUUUUUAAACGAGUUGUGCUCCUGCGGGUUUUAACGAAUUUUUCUCAAAUUUCCACAGGACAUAGCUAAAGACGUCAGUUUCAAACUUGUGUUCGGCUUUGUUCUAAUUUUGGAUAUUUUAAUAAUAAGGAGCAAUUCACACAAACGAUUCAGAAAUAUAUUGCAGUCGUCAAAGAAAUCGCCAUAUCAGCGGAAUGACGAAAUAAACAAAAAAUUCCGAACACAAUUUUUUAGAACAACUAUUUUACUGUAUAAAAAUGAUAUUUUCAUAAAUAUAUCUUAAAACCAGCAGGAACAUAACUCAAAAGCCUAAAGGUACCGCGACUUAAGAUUUUCCUGAAUAAUUCUUACAUUAUUUUAUUGUUUGUCAAUUUUACAACUUUAUCAUAUUUUGCAUGCACUGGCUAACAUUUGGUGAAAAUCUGACGAAAAUCGGACUGAUUUUGAGCGCGCAGUAGCGAUUUUCCACAAAACGCCAAAAAGGGCGUCCUGUAACCUUAAUAUUCUGUCAUAAUCAUCAUAUAGCUAUCAUAAGGAUCAUAUUGCCUCCAAGUCUCGUGAAUGUAAAAGGUUGCACGUAACAUAAUUUAUCUUGACUUUAUGUAUUUUUGUGUGUUUACCACAAUUUAAUACAGCUGUCGCAGCUUUAAGUAGGUUUAGUAAAUUUCAUCAGUUAUACAAAGUCGAGCCGAAAGCGAGAGGUAGCAGCAUUUCUGAUACAACACUGACGUGAAUGAUGUAAAUAGCUUGCGAAACUACCUUCUUACUUCCAGAAGGAAGUAAGAAAGCAAAUACCAUUACAAUUUUAUCACAAAGCAAAAAAUUGCCAUCUUUCUAUGUUAAACGAUAACGAUAAGUACGUUUUGUAUAUAUUUUACACUAGUGCUGCGCCUGCUAUGGUCCAGUCGGUGGCAGUGGUGUUUACUGUGGGAAAGAAUGUAAAGCUAAGAACGGUGGUACUGUUACAAAAGAUGCUCACGCUUGGUUUUGGGUGAGAUUGAAUCCCCCACAGAAAGUCUGGGAAAAAUGCAUGGAGUACAGGACUGAAGAAGAGAACGGUGAUGCAGCAUGGUAUAAGUUGAUUGGAAAUAGAAACACACCUGUGAAGGUAGUACAUACUGCAGCACAACGCAAAUAUAAAAUGGGAGUACGAUCUAUAUAAUAUGUAAUAUUGUUAUUUCCCCUAACGCCAGAACGCUAUUCCCGAAAAAGCAAUGGUAAGCUACGUUAUGCAUGUUGAAUAACUUUGUUUUGGCCAGGAAUGGUCUCUUAAUACUAACUUUGAAAGAGGAGAAUACUGAUUUUUGGAGCAGAAGAUCAUUUGUCAUACCAACUUAUACCAACGGUUACAAAUUUGGGCACCGCCUAAAGCGAACAAGCCUGGGUUUAACAAUUCUUUUUUGUUUGUCAGAAUGUUACUUGCCACCCAUCCACAUGUUGUAAUCUAACCUAUCAGACCUAUUGGGAUUAUAUACAGUUAGGGGUGGGUUUUGGUGAGGGUCGUCUAAUAUGCGUGAAAAUAGAUCGAGACCUAGUAAGUUAUUCGAAUUGACGUUCUAGUCAACAAUAUUAGAGAGCUUCAGAUUUGAUUAUACGAGUACGAAUAUGACUGCCAGAUUCGUUGUUUGCAAAUACACUGUACUCGCCAUCUCCUUUCGCAAUUCCGUACACACGCCAUAAACCUGAUGCUUCAUGCUUACGACGAGACCUCUCAAAAAUCCCGUUGUCAAUUUGGUGACGGCUACGAGAUUUAUAGGCAUCAGUAGAUGAUGGCGUAAGAAUAUGGCGUAUCCAAAUAAACGAAUCUCGUACACGUAGCCAAACCUAAAGCACUCUAUUAUUGGCUGACAACGAGCGGAUCGGCUGUACCUUUUUAGUAAACUGGAGUGUUUUCUUAAUAUAGGGUCGAUGUGGAAAAAGUGAACCAAUUUUAAAUGAUGGGGUAGGGAAGCAUUAUAGUGCAAUAUUUGUAAUCUUCAUGUUUCUUAUGCUGACAAGUAUUUAAAUCAGUUGCAAGUACCAUUGUAGAGCCAAUAUAACCAGAUGCUAGUAAAACGUUUUGUUUGCGGCCAAUUGGCCAAUACAUUCAACUGUAUCUAUACCCAGUACUCACUAUAUUUUGCCAGUUUGACGAUUCCUUAAUUUAUUGACUUUGUGUGUGAUUUCUUCCUUCUGGUUUUUGAACCGGCAGGAUUAUAGACCUAAUUGUCUUAAGCUACGUUUACACGCUACGAUUAAUCGUGUACGAUUCGUAGUCUAGCGUUUUAAAAUGAGUGCUGGCGCCAUAAUUCAUUGCCGUUUCGUUAAAAAGUAAUUUCAAAUGUAGACUUAUCUUUUUUCCUACAUUAGAUACUUCUACGAUUAUUAUUAAAUGAGAAGCAAAAAAAAUUUUGGAGAAAGGAAAACAUCGAAAAUGUUUAAAGUUAAAGUUUCGUGGAGGCGCUAUUUACAUUGUUGCAACAAAUUAUUAGCAUUUUGCACCUGCGUUUGUCAUGUGAUCCUACACGACGGGAAAUUAUUAAGUUGAGAGAAUACAAGAGAAGCGUGUAAAACGCGAAGCGUAGCUGAGUAUUUUACCACUUCUUUUGUAAUAUAAAUGGAAGAUAUUACAUAAUAAACAAUUUUAUUCAAAAGAUCAACUUUGAAAUUUUCCUAUAACAUGUAAUAAGUGACGCCACGCGCGUGUUGUUACAGCAUUUCAGGCUAUCCGCUUGAAUUUUAAAUUUUCAAAAGCUUCAUUCUUAAUGUUUUUGUACUUAAUUGAAAUCAUUAUGAUGCAACAAAUGUUCCAAUUCUGACUGUUCGUAGGAAUACCUUAAUGUAACCAUGGAUAUUCAUUUGUAUAGACAGUACAAGAGAAACGAAUACUGAUCAAUAUAAGUCGACAAAGUGUAGCCGGAUCAUUUUAGCGGCAAAGUUAGUACCUUUCAUUCGAUGGAUAAUGGGGAUCAUUGAAUCUGUGUAUAAUUUUUAUAGAUUGUUGUUGUUCCUGAUAAUGUCACCCAUAAUAAAGUACCACAAAUUACUGGACUGUUGGCGUAUCAGAAGGACGUUGAAGUGCUUCACUUAAGAAAAAAUGACGCGUGGAAAGUUAUGGCGGAGGAAGAGAAGGUUAAUGCUUUCUAGAUUGCAGAUUAAGUAAUAUUACUAGGGUAGCUGCAAGGUAGGGAUUGCUGCAGGCAUCAAGAGCAAAUAGAAUU